Molecule: messenger RNA, 453 nt
Organism: Trichomonas vaginalis G3
Lineage: Eukaryota; Parabasalia; Trichomonadida; Trichomonadidae
Product: ribonuclease H-like family
Exons: 1
Coding region: 1-453 (150 amino acids)
Biological process (GO): DNA integration
Molecular function (GO): nucleic acid binding
Source: RefSeq, a predicted model, not a curated record
AUGAAAGAAAAAACGGCUCAUAAUACAGCUAUAAUACUUGAAAGAGCUUUACAAACGAUUCCCGGUUAUCCUUACGCGAUUUGGACGGAUAACGGGAAAGAGAAUUUCGGAGAAUUCUCGAAACUUUGCAAAAAACACUCAAUUACACAAAUUUUCAUUAAGCCUGGAAAUCCACAGGCUAAUGGAAAGAUAGAAAAGUGGUGGCCCAAUGCAGAAAAAAAUUGCAGAUGUAAUGAAGAUAUUCCAAAAGUAAUACAUUUUUACAAUAAUAUGCCUCACGCGAGCCUGCCGAUUAAUCCAAUCACAGGCGUACACUUUACUCCAACAGAUUUUGAAGAUCAUGAAAAAGAUUUACAUUGGUACCUCGAUCAAAAUCAAGAAGCAUAUUGGGAGGUUGAUGGCCAGGUCAUCAGCCUCAAAGAAAGCAUAGAAAAUUUCACGACAAAAGAAUAA